AUGCCUGACAUUCGACCUAGAAGAAAGUCAAUACCCCUCGUGUCAGAGCUCACAAUGGCUGCAACGAAAAGGAAUGCCGGAUUGACGUCUGCUGUUCAUCGAGCAACGCUUAAUGAUGAAGAACUGAAAAUGCAUGUCUACAAGAAGACUUUGCAAGCCCUCAUAUAUCCAAUAUCAUCAACAACGCCACAUAAUUUCGUUUUAUGGACGGCGACCUCGCCGACUUACUGUUAUGAGUGCGAAGGUCUUUUAUGGGGUAUCGCCAGACAGGGUGUCAGGUGUACCGAAUGCGGAGUUAAAUGUCACGAAAAGUGCAAAGAUUUGCUCAACGCCGACUGUUUACAGAGGGCCGCUGAAAAGUCAUCAAAGCAUGGCGCUGAAGACAAAGCCAAUUCCAUCAUCACCGCCAUGAAAGAAAGGAUGAAGCAGCGGGAAAGAGAUAAACCGGAAAUCUUUGAGCUUAUCAGACGCGUGUUCAGCAUGGAACCGGAGCCUCAUUCAGCACACAUGAGCACCGUGAAGCAAUCAGUCCUCGAUGGUACUUCGAAAUGGAGCGCCAAAAUCGCCAUAACAGUUAUCUGCGCCCAAGGUUUGAUUGCGAAAGACAAGAGUGGAACGUCAGAUCCUUACGUCACUGUUCAAGUGAGCAAAAUAAAGAAGAGGACGAGAACUAUGCCUCAAGAGUUGAAUCCAGUUUGGAACGAAAAAUUUUAUUUUGAAUGCCACAAUUCCUCAGACCGUAUCAAGGUGCGUGUGUGGGAUGAGGAUAAUGACCUCAAAUCAAAACUCCGCCAGAAACUGACGAGGGAAUCCGACGAUUUCUUAGGGCAAACGAUUAUCGAGGUGCGGACUUUAUCUGGUGAAAUGGACGUGUGGUAUAAUUUGGAGAAGAGGACGGACAAGUCAGCAGUAUCAGGCGCCAUCAGGCUGCAUAUAAAUGUGGAAAUCAAGGGAGAAGAGAAAGUCGCACCAUACCAUGUGCAGUACACGUGCCUUCAUGAGAAUCUAUUCCACUAUCUGUGUGAGGAAAACGGCGGUGCAGUGACGUUACCGGCAGCAAGAGGUGAUGACGCCUGGAAGGUUUAUUUCAACGAGAACCCAGAGGAAAUUGUUGACGAGUUCGCCAUGAGAUAUGGCAUCGAGGCAAUCUACCAAGCUAUGACACAUUUCCACUGUUUGUCAACGAAAUAUUUAUGCGCGGGGGUACCGGCUGUGAUGUCGACUCUUCUAGCGAACAUCAAUGCGUACUACGCACACACUACUGCCUCAUCAGCUGUGUCAGCCUCAGACCGGUUUGCUGCUUCAAAUUUUGGUAAAGAAAAAUUCGUCAAGCUCUUGGAUCAACUGCACAACUCUUUACGGAUUGACUUGUCAAUGUACAGAAACAAUUUUCCCGCUUCUAGUGCCGAAAAGCUAAUGGAUCUCAAGUCCACUGUUGAUUUGCUCACUAGUAUUACGUUCUUUAGGAUGAAGGUCCAAGAGUUAAGUAGUCCACCUAGAGCCAGCACAGUAGUCAAAGACUGUGUUAAAGCUUGCCUUAGGUCCACAUAUCAGUUUCUUUUUGAAAAUUGUUACGAGUUGUUCAACAGAGAAUUUCAGGUGGAUCCUAACGAAGCGAAGCGUGAUCCCUCAGAUCAUGGUCCGCAACUCGACUCCGUAGACUUUUGGCACAAACUCAUAGCUCUUAUCGUAUCUGUGAUAGAAGAGGACAGGAACAGUUACGCUCCCGUUCUCAACCAGUUUCCUCAGGAAUUGAAUAUUGGACAGUUGUCCGCUGCAACCAUGUGGUCGUUAUUUGCUGUGGACAUGAAGUAUGCUCUAGAGGAGCAUGAACAGCAUAGGCUCUGCAAGUCUUCCGCUUACAUGAACUUACAUUUUAAGGUGAAAUGGUUACACACGAACUACGUUAAAGAUGUCCCUCCGUAUUGUGGUGCUGUUCCCGAAUAUCCCGCUUGGUUCGAACCUUUCGUGAUGCAAUGGUUGAACGAGAACGACGAUGUUUCUUUGGAAUAUCUGAACGGAGCCUUCAAUAGAGAUAAACGAGAUGGGUUCCAAAAAUCGAGCGAGCACGCUUUGUUCAGCAACUCCGUGGUAGAUGUGUUCACGCAACUAACGCAGUGCUUCGACGUCGUCUCCAAGCUCGAGUGCCCUGAUCCAGAGAUCUGGAAGAGGUAUAUGAAGAGAUUCGCGAAGACGAUAGUCAAGGUGCUGGUGGCUUACGCCGAUAUUGUGAAGAAGGAGUUUCCUGAACAUCUAAAAGAGGAGCGAGUGGCAUGCAUUCUUAUGAACAACAUACAACAACUGCGUGUGCAAUUAGAAAAAAUGUUCGAAGCCAUGGGUGGUACCAAGUUGGAGCGUGACGCUGCCGAUAUCCUGCAUGACUUACAGCAGAGCCUGAAUAGCACCCUCGAUGAACUGGCUUCAAUGUUUGCUAACAGCCUGGAGUCUCGUAUAACUGCGAGUGUGAAGGAACUCGGUGAGCUGCUGCAGAAGGUGGGUGGCGGUGGCGCGCCCGGGCAACCGCAGCCGCCCGCGCACCACGAAGCCGACGAGGUGCUGCGACCACUUAUGGAUAUCUUGGAUGGCUCAUUGACGAUGUAUGCCGAAUCGUGUGAAAAGACUGUGCUAAAGCGACUGCUCAAAGAAUUGUGGAAAAUUGUGAUGAAAAUUCUAGAAAAGACUGUUGUGCUUCCGCCUAUGACUGAUAAAACGAUGAUGUUGAAGAACCUCACGAACAACGCAAAGAACUUGGCUGCAAAUGCUAAGAUCGAAGAUAUGACGCAACUAUUCAAGAGCACCGUGGGCAAACAAGAUGUUAAACAUGCGCUUUCUGGUGUCAUGGAUAUCUCAAAAGAACAUCUAUCAGCAGAGAAGAGUUUGUCACCAAAGCAAUGUGCAGUCCUCGAUGCGGCAUUGGACACAAUCAAACUUUACUUCCACGCUGGAGGCAACGGACUGAAGAAAACUUUCUUGGAGAAGAGUCCAGAGCUCCAGUCGUUAAGAUAUGCACUCAGUCUAUACACACAGACUACUGAUACCCUAAUCAGAACGUUCGUCACGAGUCAGCAAAAUCAAGAUGCAGCAGUUGCAGAAGAAGGUAGCGUGGGAGAAGUGUCGUUGCAGGUUGACCUGUUCACUCAUCCUGGUACUGGUGAACAUAAAAUCACAGUUAAAGUGGUGGCAGCCAACGAUUUGAAAUGGGUUAUAGCUAGCGGCAUGUUCCGUCCAUUCAUUGAAGUGAACCUCAUUGGUCCACACUUGGCCGAUAAGAAGAGAAAGUUUGCAACUAAGUCGAAAAGCAACAAUUGGAGUCCAAAGUUCAACGAGACAUUCCAUUUUAUGGUGAGUGCGACGGAACAGCUGGAACUGUUUGAGCUGCAUGUGUGCGUGCGGGAUUAUUGUUUCGCGAGAGAAGACCGACUAGUGGGCGUUGCUGUUAUGCGACUCGCUGACAUAGCGGAACAGGGUUCGUGCGCGUGUUGGUUGCCGCUUGGCACGCGUGUGAAAAUGGAUGAGACUGGGUGGACGAUACUCCGGAUAUUGUCGCAGAGGCACAGCGACGAGGUGGCCCGGGAGUUCGUCAAGCUCAAGUCCGAGAUGAGGGCGGAGGCGCCCGCCGGCGGCCAGGGACCCUCGUGA
Molecule: messenger RNA, 3639 nt
Organism: Diatraea saccharalis (sugarcane borer)
Lineage: Eukaryota; Metazoa; Arthropoda; Insecta; Lepidoptera; Crambidae
Source: the annotation of a GenBank genome assembly